CGAUGUUAUUUGAUCUCUCCCCCAGCUCCAGCCUCUCUGAAUCUGGAUCCGAACACAGCGAAUCCCUGGCUCAUCCUGUCUGAGGACCGGACCAGUGUGAGACUCGGAGACACAGAGCAGCCGUUCCCUGACUCCCCGGAGAGAUUUGAUUCCUGGACCUGUGUCCUGGGAUCAGAGGAAUUCACAUCAGGGAGACAUUACUGGGAGGUGGAGGUGGGGGAGAAGACGGAGUGGGGUCUGGGAGUGGCCCGAGAGUCUGUGGAGAGGAAAAGGGAGAUCAUCCCGAGCCCGGAGACCGGAUUCUGGAUUGUGGGGCUGUUUCCCGGAGAUGGAUAUUUUGCCGCCACCUCCCGCUCACUGACCCCCUUCUCCCCGAGUGUGAAUCCCUGGAAGAUCGGGGUUUUCCUGGACUAUGAGGGUGGACAGGUGUCAUUUUACAAUGCGGACACCAUGUCCCAUCUCCACACUUUCACCCACACUUUCACUGAGGGGGUCUUUCCCUUCUUCUGUCCGGGAUUGAAUGACGACGGGAAAAACUCCGCCCCGCUGACAAUCUGCGGGAUUAAAGGGCACUGACAGAUCCAUCCCAUAAUUUCACCCCGUCCCCCUGCUUCCUGACAGCUGUAAACUGAUGGGGGUCGGUCUCAGUCUGGGGUAGACAAGAAACAAACAGAAGCUCAAUUGUAGAGAGGGACUGACUGGGUAGAGUGAGCUGUGAGCUGCAGGAACCCCGGGACCUUCCUGCCUGUAAUGUUGCUCCACAGGCGGGAGGUGGCGCUACAUGACGGUGCUGGGGAUGUGUCAGUCAGUGAUUCUCAGAAUGGGCUCAGGGGAGUCUUUCCAAGGGGAACACCAAAUCAUUUCACUGCAGGGUCAGUGGAGUCUUUCCUGGGGGCGACCAAAUCAUAUGCCUGCGGGGUUAGUGGGGUCUUUCCAGGGGGACUGGGCUCAGUCAAAAUAAAUAUGUCAGACUGAUCUUCUUUCGACUUCCAUCAUGUGUCAGUAAUGUACAUGAAUUAGUAACAUCGCGAAACUGAUCUUGUUUUGCUCAGGUUUGUAACUAUUGUCCAGAAUGUUGCUGCUCUUUCAUAAAAUUGGAAAAUUUGAAAA
Messenger RNA from Chiloscyllium plagiosum (whitespotted bambooshark), 1110 nucleotides. Lineage: Eukaryota; Metazoa; Chordata; Chondrichthyes; Orectolobiformes; Hemiscylliidae. The record is from RefSeq and is a predicted model, not a curated record.